GCACCACAUAAGGCAUUGCGUUGUAGACACCGUUAUAACCCGCAAUAUUAUUACCUUACUUAUAUUCAUUAAUUGAUUAAUUCAUUCAUUCGUUCGUUCUCGUACGUUGAUCCUCCCUCCAACAAGCUAACAAGUUUAAUAUAUAUACAUUUUACACAUAUAUAUAUUUAUUACAUAAUAGUUCGUGCGAGUAACAUUACGUUCAACCACAAGUCUCGUUUUUUAAUCGCGAGUUACACUUUUCCCAAUCCCUAAAUUCCCUAAAACGACACUCCUUUACUUAUCGAGUAAAAUAACUCAAUCAUUAUUUUUCAAUUAUAUUUAUUCUGUUAAUUUGUCUCUACGAUCAUACAUCAUAUAUUUCACAAUCCACCUUUCAAAAUUAUUAUUAUUCUUCGUCUGAUCAUUAUACUCGGGUUUGGACUUUUCUAAGUAGUCUUGCUGCUGAUUGAAAAUAAUUAUUCUCACGUUUUAUAUCCAGAUACAUUGAUACAUGACAUAACCGCGUCUAAAUGUAUUUAUCGUGACUGAUAAAUAUUAUUUCAAACAAACGGUGGUUACAAACAAGAUAAAAAGUCUCAGCUGGAAGAUCAUUAUUAUUCAAACACUAGAUGUUUGUGGUGAUAUUCGGACUUUGAUACACUGAUGAUGUUUCUGAUGAAAUAUUGAUAGUUUUUCAAUUAUAAUAAAUUUUUUGCCAAUUAAUUUUCUAACGUGAGAUGAGUUUAAAAUAUACAUCUUAAUACUCAAAUAAUAUUAAUUGUCCAAAUAAAAGAAAAUAAAAUAUAUAUAUAUAUAUAUAUAUAAUAUAAAAACCCAUCACUGAGUUUCGUUCUGCGCUAUAGUCAGCAUCCUCCAACCACUGAUUUUCAUCGUUAACCGAAAACAUUCUUUAGACAUCAACCCCCAAGUGUAUUCAUCAGGUGUAUAAAGAUGGCGCUGAACGAAGAAAAUACUACUGGCAAGAGUGCUUUAUAUAAAAAUCAAUCGAAGAGUAUAAAGCCAAACAAAAAAGAAACCAAAAGAAAAAGAAAAAAAGAAAUGGAAAAAAAGUUUUCGCGACGCAUCGGGGUCGGCAACCCCACAUUUUCCAUUCCCUAUUCCCAAAGCAUUGUCUCAAGGGACGUUGGGUAUACCACGAGGGGUGCGAGAUCAUGGGCAGUCAAAAAAAAAAGAAGGAAUCUGAAAAUACUAACAUUUCUUACGUAGUUAGACGACGUGUGAAACGAGUGCAAUGAUGGCAAACGGAAUGGAUACGGUUGUGCAACAGAAUGGGGGCUCGACCCCUGGUCAAACCUCACAGGAGGAAUCAAAGACGAAUCUUAUCGUUAAUUACCUGCCACAAACAAUGACACAGGAAGAGAUACGCUCUUUAUUCUCCAGCAUUGGGGAGGUUGAGAGCUGCAAGCUUAUCCGGGAUAAAGUCACUGACUCCACUGCGGCUUUAUCGCUUGCCGGAGAUAUGUUAUCCCCGGGACAAUUUUCUUUUGGACAAAGUUUGGGCUAUGGUUUUGUCAAUUAUCACCGACCAGAAGAUGCUGAGAGAGCCAUCAACACUCUCAAUGGUCUACGAUUACAAAAUAAGACAAUUAAGGUCUCAUAUGCCAGACCAAGUAGUGAAGCUAUCAAGGGAGCAAACUUGUACGUCAGUGGUCUACCAAAAAAUAUGACACAGCAGGAUUUAGAAAAUCUAUUCAGUCCUUUCGGAAGAAUAAUUACCUCGCGAAUUCUUUGCGAUAACAUGAGCGUACGACAGUAUGUGACUGGCGGUGGAGACAAUUUACCCGGCCUUUCAAAAGGUGUCGGCUUCAUAAGAUUCGACCAACGUGUGGAAGCUGAGAGGGCCAUCCAGGAGCUGAAUGGGACCAUACCAAAAGGUUCAACUGAGCCGAUAACUGUCAAGUUUGCCAACAAUCCAAGCAACAACAACAAGGCGAUACCACCAAUUGCUGCUUACUUGACACCACAAGCAAGUCGUCGAUUUGGCGGCCCCAUCCACCAUCCGACUGGCCGCUUCAGGUACAUUCCACUGUCGCCACUAUCCAGCACUGGCAAGGCCAUGCUUGCCAUUAACAAAGGCUUACAGAGGUACAGUCCCCUGGCAGGAGAUCUCUUGACAAACUCAAUGCUACCCGGUAACGCAAUGAGCGGCAGUGGGUGGUGUAUCUUCGUGUACAAUUUAGCUCCUGAGACUGAGGAGAACGUGCUAUGGCAACUGUUUGGUCCAUUUGGUGCCGUGCAAUCGGUCAAAGUGAUUCGUGAUCUGCAGACCAACAAGUGUAAAGGCUUUGGAUUCGUUACAAUGACAAAUUAUGAAGAAGCAGUCGUAGCUAUCCAGAGUCUGAACGGAUAUAAUCUUGGAACGCGAGUGCUUCAAGUAAGCUUCAAGACGAACAAGAGCAAGGCGGCGUAGGAUCCGGACGAACAUCUAUUCUCGGUAGCUG
Messenger RNA from Chelonus insularis, 2444 nucleotides. RefSeq names its product found in neurons (gene fne). The coding region runs from base 1235 to 2413 and encodes 392 amino acids. Gene Ontology annotation, molecular function: RNA binding. The transcript has 10 exons. Lineage: Eukaryota; Metazoa; Arthropoda; Insecta; Hymenoptera; Braconidae. The record is from RefSeq and is a predicted model, not a curated record. Gene Ontology annotation, cellular component: ribonucleoprotein complex.